GUGUACGUUGGUGAGCUUCCUCAGGACUUCCUCCGCAUUACCCCGACCCAGCAGCAGCAGCAAAUCCAGCUGGAUGCCCAGGCAGCUCAGCAGCUCCAGUAUGGGGGACCCCUGGGCACCGUGGGCAGGCUCAGCAUUACUGUGGUACAGGCAAAGCUGGCCAAGAACUACGGGAUGACGCGGAUGGACCCCUACUGCCGGAUCCGCCUGGGCUACGCCGUGUACGAGACCCCCACGGCCCACAACGGGGCCAAGAACCCCCGCUGGAACAAGGUCAUCCAGUGCACUGUGCCCCCCGGCGUGGACUCCUUCUACCUGGAGAUAUUUGAUGAGCGGGCGUUUUCCAUGGACGACCGCAUCGCCUGGACACACAUCACCAUCCCUGAGUCUCUGAAGCAGGGGAACGUGGAGGAUGAGUGGUACAGCCUGAGUGGAAGGCAGGGGGAUGACAAGGAAGGGAUGAUUAACCUGGUGAUGUCCUACACGUCUUUGCCAGCUGCCAUGAUGAUGCAGCCCCAGCCAGUGGUCCUGAUGCCCACUGUGUAUCAGCAAGGAGUUGGCUAUGUGCCUAUAGCAGGGAUGCCUGCAGUCUGCAAUCCAGGCAUGGUACCUGUGGCAAUGCCACCUCCUGCUGUCAACCCUCAGCACCUGUGUAACGAAGAGGACCUGAAAUCUAUCCAGGACAUGUUUCCCAACAUGGACAGGGAAGUAAUCCGCUCAGUGCUGGAAGCCCAGAGGGGGAACAAGGAUGCAGCUAUCAACUCCUUGCUUCAGAUGGCUGAAGAAUCAUAGAUCCCUGCUCCUGCCUAGCCCCCGGCCUCAAUGCCACUUCUUUUUACUUGCCAAGCCAGGGAUUUAGCUAGAGGAAAAAAUUCCCAGCAGCUUUCUGUUAGUGCAUCCUGUGUGCAAGAUAAACCCCUUUUCUCCUUGGACAUUUGGAUCUUUUUCACUUUCUU
Messenger RNA from Merops nubicus (carmine bee-eater), 956 nucleotides. It is a transcript of the gene TOLLIP, whose product is annotated as toll interacting protein. Gene Ontology annotation, molecular function: ubiquitin conjugating enzyme binding; ubiquitin binding. Gene Ontology annotation, biological process: ubiquitin-dependent protein catabolic process. Gene Ontology annotation, cellular component: cytoplasm. The record is from RefSeq and is a predicted model, not a curated record. The transcript is spliced from 5 exons. Lineage: Eukaryota; Metazoa; Chordata; Aves; Coraciiformes; Meropidae. The annotation marks the transcript as partial.